Cladocopium goreaui is the source of this 5664-nucleotide messenger RNA. The record is from the annotation of a GenBank genome assembly. Lineage: Eukaryota; Dinophyceae; Suessiales; Symbiodiniaceae.
AUGACCAUACCAUCCAGUAAAUUCUAUGAACUCGCACAACAUCUUCAGAAGAUGAAAGGUAGAAUAGUCUACCGUGGAGACUGUGCGAAGGAUGAGCACGGACUUGCACAGGAAGGAGACACUUGGUGUCUCGGGUGCUCCUCCUUGGAGCACAGCCUGGGGUUGCUGCGACAGGGGUGGCGAAACCAGGGACUGAGGGCAGUGGCUGAGGAAGCCCUGCUGUCGAGUGCUCGCCUCUGCAGGGCAUUCAGCAACCUCGACCACUCCCUGGCCACCACCGGUGCUGGACAGGAGUCGCGUGCACCGGCGGCCACUGCCAAGUCCCGCGGGGGACGCCCUCGCAGUUCGCGGUCACCCAGGAGGGACACGCGACCAGCCAUCCCUAGGUCACCCGCUCGUGCGGCUAACGCUGAGCGAGGGAGUGCGUCCCCACCGGAGAGCGAGGAGUCCGACUUUGACGAGGACGAGGAGGAAGAAGAGCGCGUGGAGGCGCCUAUCACAGAGGUCAAGCGUGAGGACUGGGGCUCGGAAAGGCCCCCAGAACCGGAGGGCCCGCCGCCUUCGAGGCCGCAUAGCAGCCGGACGGAUCGCAAGGCCCGCGACCACCAGGGUGAGGACAAGCCCCGAAAGAGGCACUCGGGACGUGAUUCAGGACACAAGAAGAGGCGCCGAGGUGGCACCAAACACCAGCGGCGACACAAGGACAUCAAGGCGCUACUGAGAUUGCCCAUUGCCGUUUUCGGACGAGCAAUGGCGGAGUUGGAAGAAGAGGAGAGGAGCGCUUCCCCCUUGCCCGGGGAGGUUGGAUAUGCGGAACGCGUGCGAGCCGCCCUCGACGCGAGCCCAAAGCCGAGCACUCCGCAGGAGUACAAUCUUACCGAAGCUGCAUUUUGGCGUCAUCGCCAUGUGCCGGCUGGGUCGGUGAUAGAAUUCACCUCGCUGGGGGAAGACGGCGCGUCACCCGAAGGCCUGGUUGCGCUUCAAGUGCUCUCCAUCGAGUCGGACCUCGACGGGAUCUGGCUCGAAGUCAGGGUGCUUGGCGCCGAACAAGACGAGGUCAAGAAGGAUAUGCAGAAGUACUUCAAGAGCAAUCGUCGUCAAGUACAUCUUUGCACACACACCUCAACGGGGCGAUGCAAGCUGGCUGCAGAGCCGGGCUGGCAUCUUGCCGAGUUCAAGUGGUACCCGGCGGGCGACUACGUGGCACCCUUCCUGUCCGCGCAUGCGAGGAAAAAGGUGAAAGAGGGCCCACGGUUGGAGUUGGAGGCAACAGGCCGCUCAGGCCGCAAAUCCGUGGCAGCAGACAACGGGGCUUCGGCCCCCCCAAGCCUGACCGAGAAGCGGCUGGAUGCUCUGCGGGGCGCCUCAAGGCGCGUUACCUUUGGCAACCCGGGGGCGCCACCUCCAUCAUCACUGCCACCCGCUGGCGGUCCGGAUGGACGCCGGGCUGGGAUCUUGAGGAAGCCAGGGGCAGGAUCUGUUGCGCUGGCACUCUGCCCGGCGAACGGGGACAAGGUGAAGACGGAGACCAUAGACCUGACAUCCAGUCGGGACCGCUCGGAGUCAGCCUCUCGGCGGAGGAAGCGCAAGAGCGUGGGCGUUGCGCUGGCCAAAGCGGCCGCGACGCAACAGCAGGUGGCCGCGAAGAAGGAGAAGAGCAGGAGCAGCAAGAAGAGAAAGAAGAAGCGCCGCAAGAAGAGGAAGAGCAGCGACGAGGAAGACACCGACUACAGCUCAUCCAGCGAGAGCAGCUCAUUGCUGCCGCCUCUCAAGAGGCGUUCGCAGAAGGAGCCAGGAUCGGUUCUACGGCUCUUGGAGGCUCAAGCCUACGAGUUUUUGGCCAAGGACGGCGUUGUGGACGCUUUGGAAGACGAUGCAGAGCCCGUGCAACGCCCAAAGUUGGUCACAUAUUACCAACUGGCCUUGCGCCCGGCCAUGGAUCCGCACGGAAGGGACUCAAAAGAGCUUGCCCUUCUGUGCCGCUCCUUAGACCUCCUGAGGGAAGGAAAGUUGGACGCGUUAGCCGACCUGCUGGCCGCGAGGCUCAUUGCAGUGGAGACGGCGACACGCCAGGGCUGGCCGGUGGCGCGGCACCUGGAAAUAGCGACCAACGAGGAGGAGGGGACGGCCCCGGCCCAUAUCUUGCUGGCAGCUCAGCGCCAUGGCAAGCAAGUGGAGAAAGCCGGGGGGAAGGGCAGCUGGAGCCGGGCUACGACCUGGGUGAGCGAGUGGCACGCCGACCCACGGCCAAAGGGGAGAUGCAAGCGAGGGCAAGAAGGCCACGGAGGGGGCGCCGUGAUUGGACCUCCGCCUAUGGCGCUUGCCGACUCGGCUGAGGGCGAGCAAGCAGUGGAUGGCGGCCGCAUUAGUGCUGAGGCGGGUUGUGACGCCUCUAGCAAGGAUCGUCGCGCUGGCUCGAUGCAGCCGUGCGCGGAACAUGAUGGUAAUUCAAAUUGCACGUUUACAGCGACGGCGGUUGCUGAGGCAAUCUCGCCUCGGGCAAUGGCUGACUAUGGUAGGUUUGAAGGCAAUUCGAGUUGCACGCUUACAGAAGCAGUGGCCGCUGAGGUGAACUUACCUCAGGCGGCGGCUGAUUAUGAGGGGUGGCUUUUUAACUUGGGCCAGGUAGACAAUUUGAAGCAGUUUGGAAUACUACUGGCAUGGGGCGUCCGUGAAGGCUUUUCCCUGCUUUCCCUUCCGAGUGCUGGACCCCAACAGCUUGCCGGCCGAAAGGCCCAUUCGGGCGAGUUGUUUCCCCUGCCGGUAGCCUGGCCCAGUGAAUUCUCCCGGACCUGGCGCGACAACUACGCGUCCAGUAGUUUAGAUUUUUCUGUGGAAUGUUGGGUGGCAUGUACAGCUGUAGCCCUCAACAAUUUGUAUGGCUGUUCGGCGCACCUGACUGAGCGUCGGCCCGGAAAAGUUCAUGCGGCGGCCCUUCGAAACUUGAGGGACAAGGUCAAGCGGUUUUUGUUAGGUGAAGGUAGCAGGGAUUUUACUUUUGAACAGGUUGUAGCUGACCUGAAGGAAAAGAAGGUCAGCUACACAGGAGAAGAGGUACACAUCGAAAAAGGAGCCGAAAUGGAAGUGUUUGAACUCCUUGAAGAGCGGGGUGUUAUUACCUGGCUCCCGGAGUCCGAGGUUUUUCGAGACGAGACGGGGGUAAUACAUGGUGACGUCCAGCUGCUGCCCAAUGGGACGUCGUGGAUACCCCUGGUCGUCAGCGAGGGGGAAGAGCUGCGGGUUUCACAGGGUGACAUGGCGGCGGCAUUCUACCUGUACUCGGUCCCCGCGGCUUGGCAACCCUUCUUCUGCUUCAACUACAAGGUGGAAGGUGAGCGCAUCAGGAAAACAGCUGGCCAGUUUUACAGGCCGUGCUGUAGGGUGCUGCCCAUGGGAUGGAGCUCCAGCGUGGGCAUCAUGCAGCAGCUCAGCCGAGAGAUCCUAUUGACCCAAGGCCUACCAGGUGAGCUGGAGCUCCAUAAAGGGACUCCGGCUCCCGUAUGGUUCACCAAGACCAUAGCUGAGGCCAGCGAGGCUCGUGCUUGGUGGCAGGUAUACUUGGACAACUUCAUGUCGGCGGAAUGCAGCAAGAGCACCUAUGAGGGACUGGAUGCGUCCCUGCAGGGCAAAGCCAUGUCUGCGUGGCACGCUACGGGCGUAUUGACAGCUGAUGACAAGCAGGUCAUCUCGGCUGUUACCGCGGUGGAACUGGGCAUACGCCUCGACGGUCGUCUCGGGUUGUUGGGUGCGUCCCCCGAGAGACUGUUUAAGACUGCGCUGGCCACGGUGCACGUGCUGCAGAAACAUGGAGGCAGCGUGAAGGACGCCCAAAUCAUCCUGGGACGCUGGGUGUUCAUCUUGCAAUUCCGGAGGGCGGCAAUGGCGGUGCUGUCGCACUCCUGGGAAACUAUUGAGACACCCUGGGCGUCCAAAUCGAAGGUCAACUUGAUGCUGAAGGAGCUUCAGAUGCUGAUGUGCUUAGGCCCGGUCAUCCAGACCGACAUGCGGUGCGAGUAUGACGACAUGGUCACCUGCUCCGACGCGUCGGAAACUGGGGGCGCCGCAGCCCGUAGUGCUGGAUUGAGCUGGUCAGGCCACUCGCUGACCAAUGCUCUCCAAAACAGAGGCCGGCAGCCCAUCCUUUGCCCUAUAUUGGUGGUAUCACUCUUCAACGGGGUCGGCGGCGCGUUCCGCAUAUAUGACAUCCUGGGUGUCCGUCCCCUGGGAAAGAUAGCCGUGGAAAUCAACAAAGAGGCGUCCCGAGUGACUAGAACCGCUUGGCCCGAUGUUGAAGAGUAUUUGGAUGUCAACUUGCUGACCAAGGACGACGUGCGGGCUUGGGCAAACAGGUAUGGACGAGCCGAGGAAGUGCACGUGUGGGGAGGCUUCCCAUGCGUACACCUCUCUCGAGUCCGCGCGUUCAGGCAAAACCUAGCUGGUCAGGGAUCCAAUCUCUUUUGGAAACUGCUGACCGUGCUUGGGUGGAUCCGCGAGGUGUUCGGUGUCACCGCUCGCGUGAAAUGCUGCAUUGAGAAUGUAGCCUCAAUGGAUGAAGCUGCCCGCAGGGAGAUCAGUGCGGAGUUGGAUAUCCAGCCCAUCAAGUUGGAGCUCUACGCCAUGGAGGACUUGACGCUCUGGCAAGAAGGUGACUACAUCCGAGCGUAUGUCCAUGCGGGCACGCUGGAGGAUCACCAAUGGAUUCGGCCUGGGUGGCGCUGGCCCGGUGGUACUGCGCUGCCGGGAAAGUUCCCAACCUUCAUGAAGAGCAUCCCCAGGAGAGCUCCGCCGCCGUUCCCCGCUGGUCUGGCUAAGACCGAUGCGGAGGCUCGAGGCCGGUGGGAGGCGGAUCAGUUCCGCUUCCCCCCGUAUCAGUACCAAGCUAAGUUCUUGUUGGUACAUGAUACGGCGCCUCCGCGGCUGCUCGACGCUUCUGAGCGGGAGCUGCUCCUAGGGCUGGGACCAGGCCACACGGCCAGCUGCAAGUCCGCAUCCGCGGCAAAAGCGAGCUGGACAGCCUAUGAGGAUUGCAGGAAAAGCCAGUGCGGCGACUCCUUUGCAAUCCCCUCCUUUGCAAUAAUGGGGGCGGCGAUGUGUGCGGAGUGGCUGCCACGGAUGAAACCCUCACACAUUAUCAACCGCAUGGGGCUGGCACCAGGAGCUUCUGCCCAUCCGUGCGAGGCAGUUCCGCUGACGCGCUGGUUAGCGUAUGGGCCUGAUCCCACGCCCCGCUUUAACCCCGAUAUCUUGGUGCGGCACCUGGGCCUGCAGGUCAAUCAGACGGGAUCAGAUGUGCGACUGCUGACAGGUGAGCCCAUGAGUCGCAGAGGUGCCCAUGGAUCGUUGAGAGCGUGGUGGUGGCAAUGGAAGAACCUCUUCAAGGUGCGGUGGAUAGCCCCAUCCCAUAUUAACUAUUUGGAGAUGAAGAUGAUCCUCCUCACGUUGCUCUGGAAGCUGCGCGAUGUAUCUCGGCUAAACAAGCGCUGGCUGCACUUGGAGGAUAGCAUGGUAUGUCUCUACAUAUUAGCAAAAGGGAGAACCUCCAGCCGUUUGCUCCAACCCCUGUCCAAAAGGAUCGGGGCCCUGCAGCUGUUUGCCGGGGUUAGUGUUCUGCAUGGCCAUGUGACCAGCCUGGAAAAUCCUACGGACCGUGGCAGCCGCGCAUAA